Messenger RNA from Hyaloscypha bicolor E, 1490 nucleotides. RefSeq lists its product as uncharacterized. The coding region runs from base 172 to 1317 and encodes 381 amino acids. NCBI's taxonomy places the organism in Eukaryota, Fungi, Ascomycota, Leotiomycetes, Helotiales, Hyaloscyphaceae. The record is from RefSeq and is a predicted model, not a curated record. The transcript has a single exon.
CUCACACGUCGAUUUGGCUGUCCAAACUCUGGCUCUAGGGAUAUAAUUAACUCUCUGGAUUCAUUUCACAGAAUCCUCUUCCCCUCCACAUUCAAACUUUACUCAUCAUUCAACUCAACCAAGUCUAACUCAUUACCUGGUCUUCCACCAGACUCAUAAAUACGUUCCAACAUGCUAAUCACAACCACUGAAGGCGGCAUCCCGACUCAAAGGACAGAGAACGAUUUGGUAGAUCAGAUCGACGUCUCCCGAAUACAACUUAACGACGCAAGAGAAGCAACACCAGAGCCCACUCAACAAAGCACUCUUUUCCCCAAAAUCACUGGAAGAGUCGACGAGCUGAUCGAAAACUACACCUACAAAUUCGGCACUAGCCACCCCACCAUCAAGCUCACGGGAACCGUGAAGCUUCACGGAACGCACGCCGACAUCGUCGUCGAACCCGACAACACCGUGCGAAUCCAGUCUCGAAACAGACUCAGUCUCGACAUCGAACACGACAACUACAACGUCGCUGCUUCUCUGCUACCACUUCGAAAAGUUAUUCUUGAACUCAAGGAUAGGGCUGUGGAUAAAUGGCACCAAUUGAAUUGUCCUGAAAAGCUUGAAGAGGACGAGCCGGUCAUUCUCGCUGGAGAGUGGAUCGGCCCCGGCGUCCAGAAGAAAGUCGCGAUCGCCAACUUACUCAAAAGAUGCUUCGUCAUUCUCGCCGUAUCUGUAAACGGCGAGUGGCAAGACGGCGAAGAGUACGCAAAGAUCCACAACGAGACAGCCGGAAUAUACAACAUCUCUCGCGGCGGCUUCUACCGCGAAGAUUUGGACUUCAAGGACCCGGAAACGUUGGAUAGAUGCAAGGAGAAGCUAAUGGGUCACACUGUGGAGGUGGAAAAGCAAUGUCCGUUCGCGAAGAGCUUCGGCAUCUCUGGCAUCGGUGAAGGGAUUGUGUGGAAAGCGCACUAUCCACUCUCUCAAGACCCCAGAUUCUGGCUGAAGACAAAAGGGCCGGAGCACAGACAUACUCAAACCGAUAAACUGAAGAAAGAUGAGAUGAAAGCGGGUGCAAGUGUGAGAGCGAAAACUUUUGCUGAGGCGGCGGUGGGGGAAAUGAGAUUACAGCAGGCGUGGGAUUAUUUGAGCGAGAUGGGGAUUAAGAGGGAUAAGUCUGCGACGCAGGCGUUCAAUCAGUGGUUGGUUAAAGAUGUCGAGGUUGAGGAGAAGAAGGGUAUUUUGGAUAUGGAGGUUGAGAAGGCGGCUUUGAAGAAGGCGAUCGGGGUUAUUGGGAGAACCUGGUACUUUAAGAAAUUGGGCGAAAUAUGAGGCUCGAGCGAAGGGUAAUAUUGAAGCUUGAGGAGAUAGAUUGGAAUAGAAUCGGUAUUUCUAAUAGUUUUCAGUGCUCACCCACCCUGUUUUGCAAGGCUGAACUGCAACGCUGUAACGAGAAGUCUUAUUUGUCUUCAUGGCUCUUGUUCAACUGCAUCCGUUGCCGGUUG